AUGAGUGCCUCUGGAGACGACUCGUCCAUCGAUGGUCUGUCCAAUGGCUUCGACACCAUGCGAUUGCAAUGUCGGAUCAGCUCCGGUGUGUCGGAUGAGGUGGACGUGUUUGUGAUGUCCGAGUCGGGCAAACCUGUCUACUGUUACUCGAGACGCGAGGACUCGAUCACAUUGAUGGGCGUCUGUGUGGCACUGAUCCAUGUGGUGGACAGUGUCCACAGCGACACCGUUCGCCACAUUCAGACCACAUCCGGUCUUCGCAUCACUUUCUCUCAUAAGCCGCCACUCAUUAUAUGUCUCGUGUUUCGCGUCAACUCCGGCGUCGACUCAUCCAUACUUGUAAACCAAGUGAACGCACAGAUCGUAUCCAUACUGACGGCUAAGACACUGAAGUCGGUCUUUGAACAAAGACAGACCUUCGACUUAAAGAGAUUACUAUCAGGAAGCGAGAAACUGAUCGACACAUUGAUUGACGUCAUAUUGAAUCCAAUCGAUGCCAACAAAUGUGAUCAACAAAUGGCCAAAAGUCACAAAAAGGCGAAUCAAGUGAACGCAUACCUCACG
This is a messenger RNA of Oppiella nova, 564 nucleotides long. Lineage: Eukaryota; Metazoa; Arthropoda; Arachnida; Sarcoptiformes; Oppiidae. The record is from the annotation of a GenBank genome assembly.